GUUGUUAUCGCUGGGUUUUGUGUUGUUGUCCAAGACCAAACCGAGUUACGUUGAAUGUAAGAGGUACAUGUACUGUAGUGUUUGUGAAUAAACAAAAGCCCGACUCUUGCUAGGUCGUGUUACUAUCUGAUCUCCAUAAGUAGAAGGCGUUGUCGCGAAGCUGCGUCUCGUGGCAAAGUCAGUCCUUCCUCGAAAGUCAGUGUUAAUAGUUCAUCGCGAGGCUCCAAAGGUAAUCUUGAACUAUGGCCUCGUCGAACUUUCCCGCGGUGGUGAAGAGUGCUUGACAGGAUUAGUCGGUUAGGUAGGAAUGAAUUUCAGUUGGAGACAAAUCGCCCAUCGUGAACUCUCUCAGCACCGCGCAAACGCGUCCCGACUCCCGCUACAGGUAUGGAAGAAGACGCACGUGGUGGUCAUCGGUUCUCGAGAGUACAUGUACUUCGGUUUCAGGCUAGGAGGUAUGCUCGGAGAGGAGGCGAUAAGCUGCAAAGUCAAUCUAAACAAACAUUAAACAAACAUUGUUUCCAAGUACAUGUUCCUGGACGGAUGAGCGUUGACUCUGUUGACUCCGUUGACAAGUCCACGUCGA
Molecule: messenger RNA, 586 nt
Organism: Sphaerulina musiva SO2202
Lineage: Eukaryota; Fungi; Ascomycota; Dothideomycetes; Mycosphaerellales; Mycosphaerellaceae
Exons: 2
Coding region: 308-508 (66 amino acids)
Source: RefSeq, a predicted model, not a curated record